Molecule: messenger RNA, 1191 nt
Organism: Pyrenophora tritici-repentis Pt-1C-BFP
Lineage: Eukaryota; Fungi; Ascomycota; Dothideomycetes; Pleosporales; Pleosporaceae
Product: Amelogenin multi-domain protein
Molecular function (GO): DNA binding; protein dimerization activity
Source: RefSeq, a predicted model, not a curated record
AUGUUUAAGCUUAUGAAAGAAAUUACGGGCAUGUUUGAUCCAAAGCCAGAGGGACUGCCAGAUGCAGAGCCGAGAAAGUCUGUCACGAAACGGAAGAGGGCCUUGACCAGAGCUACAGAGUCGCCCGAAAGUUCUCUAUUGGGGUCAGAAAGAGACCGUACCCUCUCACCAACUCAAAGGCGUUGCCUUAAAAGUUUGAGGGACAGCAAGGAUUGUAUCCCCAAACCAAGAAACCCAUCGCCUUGCCCAUUUUCUCCAGUCCUACCACCAGCGCUCAUGGAACCGUUUCCAGAUUUCAAAGAUGAGUACGAAAGCCUGGAACCUUACGAUCCCCAUCACUGCAAUCUCCACUGCCCCCAUCACGUAUGUAAAAGUCUCCGCAAACUUGAUGAGAAAAACCACAUCGCACCAAAACCGUGCAUCCAUAACGAUCGGCACGCUCCGCCAAUUUUUCGGGGCCCCUUCAACCUAUCUCGCAUUCCAAGCCUCAGCCGCAGGAGCUUUGCCGCCACAAAACGCGCCUAUGGCCUCAACGACAAGGCCGGCAAGAUACGCGUGGAGCUAACAUCCGCCAUCGCACUCGUGCAAAAGCUCCGUGACGAGAAACGGCUAGACUUUUGCUGUCACCUCCUCUCACACCCACACUACACAUGGAACGCUGUGUACAAGCGGUCGCAAUUCCAACCUGCCGCACAUGCCGCGGAUGCUUUGGUAGACAAACUACUGGAAUAUCUGAGGUGCAUGCUAUCACGCUUUCCCACACUCAUGCGAGAAGUGACCAUUGCGCAACUGGAGAAGGAGAUGCAGGAUUUCAUGUACUUGGAAGUGCUCUGGUGGGCUGCAGAAUGGUGUCUGUGCAAAGCCCCUAGCAAGAAAGACAGCGAGCGGAAGAGGGGCUCGAUGCUGAGGAGGGCCAUGGUGACUGCGUUGGUUCAACGGUCGGAGGGCAAGCAAAGGAGGGGGGUGGAUCUUGUGAUGAACAGGGCUGAUGAGGUGGUUAAUAGGGUCAUGGGGGUGUUGGUUUGGUGGGAUGGGGUGAACAGGGACGUGGAGAUUGAAGAGGAAGAGUUUGAGGGGAGUGUCGGGUCUGUUGAAACCGUGGUUGGGGAAUGGAAUGAUGGUGCGUUUAGUGAGCCAAGUAGUGGGUCGAAUCAUGACUCAGACGUGGAAGACGGGGAGGACAUGUGGUAG